Pimephales promelas (fathead minnow) is the source of this 3458-nucleotide messenger RNA. RefSeq names its product LSM14A mRNA processing body assembly factor b (gene lsm14ab). The record is from RefSeq and is a predicted model, not a curated record. Gene Ontology annotation, cellular component: P-body. Gene Ontology annotation, biological process: P-body assembly; cytoplasmic stress granule assembly. Gene Ontology annotation, molecular function: mRNA binding. NCBI's taxonomy places the organism in Eukaryota, Metazoa, Chordata, Actinopteri, Cypriniformes, Leuciscidae.
AGCAUGCAAUUCGAUUCAGUGCAGAGGAAAAUGAACUCAGCCAUGUCGUGUUAAAUACAGGCUGAAAGAAAACGACGUCAAAUCACCGAAAAACACUCUUAAGUCCGAUAAAACCGAGCGCAAAGAAGAUCCGAGGACUCGAGUAGCGUCACGGGAGUGAAUCAGGGCCGAAAGAUGAGCGGAGGGACGCCUUACAUCGGCAGCAAGAUCAGUCUGAUCUCAAAGGCCGAGAUCCGAUAUGAAGGAGUUUUAUACACGAUCGACACCGAGAACAGCACUGUAGCUCUGGCUAAAGUGAAGUCAUUCGGCACUGAGGAUCGCCCCACGGACAGGCCUAUCCCCCCUCGAGAUGAUGUCUUUGAGUACAUCAUAUUCAGAGGAAGUGACAUCAAAGACCUGACUGUGUGCGAGCCACCCAAACCCACCUGUAACCUUCCUCAGGAUCCAGCCAUCGUGCAGUCGUCUCUGGCAUCUACGGCCGGUCCCUCGGCCCCUUCCUUCCAGUCAUACGCCCCCUUCAGUCGGGCCCCGUACAACCAGUUCAGCUCCAGUCCCCUGGUGUCCCAGCCGUUCGGAGCAGCGGUCCCUGGUGGCACGAGCUCAGGUCCUGCGUUCAGUAGCGAGGCGAGCACUACUGCCCCUCAGUCCCAGAGCUCUCGCUCGCUGAGUGCUCACAAACCCGAAGGUCGUGCCAGCCCGUCUUUAGAGCACUCGAGGAAGACCCCGACCAAGGAGCAUGCGGUGCAGACGGCCCCGGUCGCCCCCCCUGCGGUUUCCACCAGUUCAGGGAGUCAGAGGAGCUCUGGACCCGCCCGACCGGCCCUCAACACCCAGAAAUCUGCUGAAAACCAGGAGCAAAAAGCGUCUGAUGUCCAGAAGAUUCCUCGGCCAGAAUCAGAUUCAAACAGGCCCGAUAACAAAGACCCAAUCAAACGCCAGCCUGGCGGUGGCGCUCCUCCAAUGAGAAGGGGGCGGGGCAGUGGUGGCGGAGGGGGCGGCGGCCAGCGUGGGCGGGGCAGAUUUAACGGGCGUAGGGACGGACCAAUGAAAUUUGAGAAGGACUUUGACUUUGAGAGUGCCAACGCCCAAUUCAAUAAGGAGGAGAUCGACCGCGAGUUCCAGAGCAAACUCAAGAUUAAAGAUGAGAAGAGUGAGAAAUCGGAGAAGACUCUGAACGGGGAGGAGAAGACGGAUUCGGGUGUGGAGACCCAGAACAGCGAAGGCAACGUGGACGAGGAGGAUCCACUGGGACCCAACUGUUAUUAUGACAAAUCCAAGUCCUUCUUCGACAACAUCUCCUGUGACGACACCAGAAAGGAGAAAUCAGGAGGUACUUUUGGAAGGGAACGGAGGCAGACCUGGGCGGAGGAGAGGAGGAUGAACGCGGAGACGUUCGGUAUUCCACUGCGUCACAACCGCGGGCGCGGGGGUUUCCGUGGCAGAGGCGGCGGCAUGGGCUUCCGCGGGGGUCGCGGGCGCGCGGCUAGCAGGGGCUCGUUCAUGCCCUCCCGCGGGGGCGGAGGCGGGUUCAGGGGCGGCUUUAGAGGCGGAAGAGGAGGACGGGAGUUCGCGGACUUUGAGUACAGGAAGGAGAACAAAGUGUCGGCGUAGUCCAUCAUGAAGACCAGAUCAUCCGAACAGCCAAGAAUCUCCGAUCAUCGUCACGUCUAGAUUAACGCUUUGGUUUCGACUCCUGACUAACAGGAAGGCCUCUGUUCAACACCAGCGCAGGGACGCCUGCCUUCAGCUGGACUCGCAGCUUUGAGUUUCUCCUUUCUUCCUUUUUUAGAAAAAGAAAAAAACAAACAUUUGAUGAUCUUCUGAUCUGCGUUCGACAUGUUCGGAGGGGAGAGUUUGUGUACAAAAUGCCGUAACUUCCAUUGAAUGAUGAUUAUUAUUAUUAUUAUCUGGUAUUUUUGCAUCAACCUUUAGUUCCUUUGGUAAUAUACAGAGGACGGUAUUUGAUAUUCUUCAGUUAGGUGUACAGAACCCCGCUGAUACUGUGAGCGCUCCUCAGUCACAUAGCUUUAUUACGUUAUGUUUCCUUUUAUUUUUUUGGAUCUGUUUUCUGUCUUUUGAAGCAGCAAACCCAGUGUCAAAAUAAACUUUCAGUUCGACUCGACGGCCGCUGGACUCUAGCUCAUCAUCAGUUAAUAGAUCGACAUGCUUUGUAGUACUAGCAUCUUUUUAGUUCACUAGUUUAUUUCCGUUGUUGGUUCUUCCCUGUUGGUCAACUCACAAAAACUGGUUUAUGAUUGAAUGUAUCGAUGAAUUCAACUCUUUCUUUCAAGCGUUUUUGUCCUGAAGUCCUCUCUCUAUGCAGGGUCACGUUCUCCCUGUAGAUCCGACUGCUGUUCCUGUCUUCAAAAUGUAUUUUUAAUAUUUGAGUGCCAGUUAUUCUUGCCUUUUGAUGUCAAUUAUGUACAUUUCCACGAGGGCUUUUUGAUAUAAACUCAACUUAAACCUGUCUAACGCCGAGCCCCACCCCGAGAUCUUCUGGAAAGAUCCCGUAACCCUUUAAGAAUCCGAUUGGAUGUUUAGAAAUUGCGUUUGUUCUCUUUGAAGACAAUACGGCACACGAUGCGAAGGCUAAAUUCAACGUCAUUUCACAAUGCUCUUAACCAGAUGAAUCUGGUCUCGGAACGAUGAUUGAUUGGAUGAUUAGUGGAGGGGUAUUUUAGGUUAAACAGGAUGAACCGACUUAAAAACAUUUUACGACAUGUUGCCACGCUCAGUCCGAGUUUCACCUGAAAUACGUCGUCUAUAAACCCCUCUAUUGUGAAUAGUUCUGUUUCCUGUUUGAUACACGUGUAUGUUAAUGUGUUAUUUCAGGUACCAGCUGUCUAAUGCUCUGUUAAUGGAGUGAAGUUUGUUUACCCGGCGAUCUCGUCUGUCUCUGAAUGUCACUGAAGCACUAGUUCCUGCACUGUUAGAUGGGAGGUCAUUGUUGUUUUUGGUGUGCUUCAUAUUAUUAAUUUGUGUUUCAGAGAUCCAAAGACCGAAUUACGGAUAACCUUUGGAGGAGAAGUGCUCUCUCUCAGCUGGGUCUGCUUUAUUUUCUCAUGUCUGUCCCCAGAGUUUGCCGUCUCUACUUGUAUUAGCUAUAAACCGCUCCCUUUAAAAGCACUACGAGUCGCAGAGAUGUCCCGCAGGCAGCUAGUGAAACCAGGGCAUGAUGGGAAACCUCUGAGUGAACCACAGAUAUCGGUGCUGAGAUGUGAAACGAAUCCUCGGGCCUGAUAUCGCCAUGAGGUCGAUCGAACCUCGUGCGAGAGGUUAAACUGGACAGCAGAAGCGUGAUGUGAUUAUUGUGGAGGAAUGUGAUUGGCACGUUUAUUCUUUUGUUUCUGUUUUUCCUGAAUUAAAGCAGUUGUACACGGUGUGCUCGUAGACGGCUUCAGACGGGGCGAACUAAGGUUUUUAAUCAACAAGAGAAAUAAAGAAAUAGUUGUUCAGUA